AUGAAAAGCGAGAACAACCACAGGGUUCAGGGAAUGUGGAUGUUGUUGAUGCGUACUGCCGGUAGCGAGAGGCGGAGAGAAGUGUGGUUCAUUGUGAAUGGUGUUGUCAUCCGUUAUGGGCUGAGGGAACAUGGUUUGAUAUAUGGGCUAUUCUGCCACAACUAUCCUCUCGGCUACAAAAAGCUUGGUGGGACGAAGUUCGUUGAUCGACAUUUCAAGGAAGGAGAACUUAGAAGGUUGGAGGAUGUUAAGAAGAAGCUAGUGAACAUGGGACCCCACAAAGACAGACUGAAGAUGGCGGUUAUAUUCUUCCUAACUUCUGUUGUUUGCGCGCAAACGAAGGUUGUACACAAGGCUAAUCCUGUGUUGGAGGUGUUCCAGAGAGCAGUGGAUGAUCUUGACCACUGCCAGUCCUUUCCAUGGGGGAGAUUCUCCUAUGAUUACAUGCUGAAGGAUAUCUCUCACACAAUGAAGCAUUUUGGAGGGGUGGUGAAAGAAAAUACAUUAUGGCCGCUUCCAGGUUUCUGUGUUCCACUAGAGCUUCUUGCAUUCGAGGCAAUUCCUAAGCUAGGAAUGGCGUUCAGAGAACCUGUUGAAGGAGCUGAUAUCAACUGCCCGAGGAUGUGCAAGUCCUCAUUCAAACGAAAUGGAAUGACAGCGGUGUCACUUUCUGCGAUAAACAAGGAAUUGUCUAACACAACCGUAAGUUUACCUGUGAACUAA
Molecule: messenger RNA, 723 nt
Organism: Brassica napus (rape)
Lineage: Eukaryota; Viridiplantae; Streptophyta; Magnoliopsida; Brassicales; Brassicaceae
Exons: 2
Coding region: 1-723 (240 amino acids)
Source: RefSeq, a predicted model, not a curated record